Messenger RNA from Struthio camelus australis, 1545 nucleotides. NCBI's taxonomy places the organism in Eukaryota, Metazoa, Chordata, Aves, Struthioniformes, Struthionidae. The record is from RefSeq and is a predicted model, not a curated record.
AUGCCUCGAUCACAGUCUCGUCUCUUCGCCCUUUUAAAAUAUAAAUGGACCGAGAAUGACCCUUUAGCGGGGGCGGGGGUAUCGCCCGUCUGUGGUGUGCUGAGUAGGGACUCUCCGCGCACAGACGGCCGCCCCGGGCGGCCCCGCUUCCCUCGUCCCCGGGAGAAGCCUCCCCGGGGAGGCGGCGGGAGCCCCCGGCGGGGCCGCCGCCGCCGCUCCGCGCUGCCCCUGACAGAUGUUUGCUCUCCUCCCCUCCACCAGCUCGAGGCACUGGAAGCCGUUUUCGCUCAAACUCACUACCCCGAUGUGUUCACUAGGGAAGAGCUGGCCAUGAAAAUCAACCUCACGGAAGCCAGGGUGCAGGUAUGGUUCCAAAAUCGAAGAGCGAAAUGGAGGAAAACAGAGAGAGGUGCUUCUGACCAAGAGGGCUCUAAGGAAACAAUGGCUGAGGUGGCACCUCCUGUGAGGAAUUUAAAUUCCCCUUCCCCAGCAGAUCAAACCAGGAAUAAAAAAGAGAGUCUGGAGAUCCAGCAGAGCCUGAGCCGAGCUGUUGGUCCUACUGGACCUUUCUUCCCCUCCUGCCUGCCAGGAACUCUUCUCAACACAGCCACCUAUGCACAGGCUUUAUCCCAUGUCGCCUCUCUAAAAGGGAGCCCGCUGUGCUCGUGCUGCGUUCCUGACCCCAUGGGCCUCUCCUUCCUGCCCACAUAUGGCUGCCAAAGCAACCGCACUGCCAGUGUGGCUGCGCUGCGCAUGAAAGCGCGGGAACACUCGGAGGCCGUGCUGCAGUCUGCUAACCUCCUGCCAGCCACCAGCAGCAGCCCCGCUCCACCAGCCAGCCCCAGCCCGGAGAGCAGCCCGGACAAGCAGCCCUCUCCGGCCAAGGAACACAUGGACGCGGAGAAGAGCGUAUGAGGCUGGGCCAGCGCCAGCCCCUCGGCUCGGUGUGAGGACCCCACUGCAGGGGCUUGCCACGGGGGGAGCUGCAGCGCAGCCCUGCCCCAGCCAGCUGUCAUGGGGCCGCUGGGGACCCUGGGGAUCCACAGCAAAUCUGAGCUGCCUUUCCAGCUGCCUUCCACACGUCCCUGCUCUUCUUGCACCGCUGUAGAUUCAUUUCCUUGAUUUACUGGCACCGUCUGUGUUUGGAAACGUUUGUGAAACUGUUUUUAGCCUCCUUGCAUCCCAGUGACAUCAAAACGAGGGCUUGCUCCCUCUCAUCUCAGCUGCACUCUCCAGGGUUGCUUUUACCAGCAGCAGGAUUGAGCCCAAAUACCACUGGGGCGGUGUCCCAUGUAGGCCAGGCUUUGACCUGCUUGGACCUGGACCUAGGACAACCUCUGCGCGCUGUUGGACACUGGCGCAGUGCUGCUGGCAGCACAGAUGCACUGCUGAUCUCCUCGGCAGGUCCUCUCUGCAGCGGGGCAGCAUGCUGCCUCCAGCAGCCGACCUGCCUCUGCCUGUGGCCCCAGCAUCAUGGGUCCCCUUCCCGGGCGGAGACAGGGGGCUGGGAGCAGGGCUGCGCUUCCAGACUUGUGCUUGGGGGAA